AUGUUGCCUUCGUCUUCAGAUACUGCCGCAAUUGAAAACGCCACAAAAAUGCAGUACGAUAAAAAGGAUCUUUUAGGAAAAGGUGAAUACGGUUCAGUGUUUUUUGGUACAUUUAACGAUCAAAUGGUAGCAAUCAAACGGAUUAAGCUGGCUGGUCAAACAGUGCACCCAGCUGACAACGAGCUUAAAGCUCUUCAACAAUUAGACCAUUCGAAUGUUGUCAAACUCCUUCAUUUCGAAAGCGAUAAACAUUUCAAAUACUUUGUUUUGGAAUUUUGCGACGCAUCACUGGAUAAACUGUUCUUAAAAUCGGAUGAUCGUAGAAAAUAUAAAGGACCUAUACCACUCCCUAUCAAAAUGUUACUCCAUUUAGCUUCGGGUCUUGCCUAUAUCCAUUCCAGGGAUUUAAUUCACCGAGAUAUUAAACCGGAAAAUAUUCUGAUUUCUGUCAAAAGGACUGACCAAGGCGAACAAGCCACGUUUAAGUGGGGUGGUUUUGGAUUGUGCCAACCAGUGGAUGAACGAGGAACAUUUACAAUAAAUGAAAUUAUAGGAACUCGAUUUUGGUUAGCUCCCGAGUUGCACGAAAUUAUGAUUAGCAAUGACCUGGACGGAAAACCGGGUAUACUCAAAAGCGAUGUCUACGCAGAGGGCCUGGUCUUCGGUUGCAUUCUCUUGAAUGGAAUACAUCUCUACGGUUCAGAUGAUGAAAUUAUAACAAAUAUCAAACAGAAUAAGCCGAUUAACAUGAAGGCGAUUCAUAAUUUGCAUUGGGCACGUAGUUUGUUAAUACAAAUGUUGACCACUAAACCUACUGAGAGAAUUGCAUCACGAUAUGUCGUUACUGAACUUCAAUCCAUUGAAACGCAAGUAAGAAUCUUGUGCAAAAUAAAAAAGCUAUUAACCUCGGAUGGAAUGCUCUACAUUGGGUGUGUUCGAACAACUCAAACUCAAACUUAA
This is a messenger RNA of Daphnia carinata, 960 nucleotides long. RefSeq names its product serine/threonine-protein kinase/endoribonuclease IRE1-like. Gene Ontology annotation, biological process: IRE1-mediated unfolded protein response; protein phosphorylation; intrinsic apoptotic signaling pathway in response to endoplasmic reticulum stress. Gene Ontology annotation, molecular function: RNA endonuclease activity; ATP binding; protein serine/threonine kinase activity. Gene Ontology annotation, cellular component: IRE1-TRAF2-ASK1 complex. Bases 1 to 960 code for a protein of 319 amino acids. The record is from RefSeq and is a predicted model, not a curated record. Lineage: Eukaryota; Metazoa; Arthropoda; Branchiopoda; Diplostraca; Daphniidae. The transcript is spliced from 4 exons.